GGGGGGGCACAGGUGAUCCAGGCCAGAGGAUGGGCAGCAUCCCCCGAGAAGAAGGAAGCAACAUGAAGAAGCAGCAGAGGAAGCCAAUCUUCCAAGGGACCCCCCAGGAGGAGGCGUGGCCCCCUGAGGCCCCAAGGGCCCCUGUCAAGAGAGACCACCACCACCGGAUCUUUGUGAACCGGAGCCUGGCGCUGGAGAAGAUCAAGUGUUUUGGUUUUGAUAUGGAUUACACGCUGGCAAUGUACAAGUCCCCCAAUUACGAGGAGCUGGCCUUUGCAUUGCUGCUGGAGCACCUGGUCUCCAUUGGGUAUCCCAAGGAGAUCCUGGCUUACAAGUAUGACCCCACCUUCCCCACCAGGGGCCUGGUCUUUGACGCUCUCUAUGGGAACCUGCUGAAGGUGGACUCCCAUGGCAACCUCCUGGUCUGUGCCCACGGCUUCCGCUUCUUCAAGGGAGCUGAAAUCUGGAACUUUUACCCCAACAAGUUUAUCCAGAGGGAUGACACCAAGCGGUUCCAUAUCCUGAACACCUUGUUCAACCUGACAGAGACCUACCUCUUUGCCUGUCUGGUGGACUUCUUCACCAACUGCUCCAGAUACGUGAACUGUGAGACCGGCUACAAGCACGGCAACCUCUUCAUGUCCUUCCGCAGCAUCUUCCAAGACGUCCGCGAGGCCAUGGACCACGUCCACCUGUCGGGCUCCCUGAAGGAGAAGACGCUGCAGGACCUGGAGAAGUAUGUGGUGAAAGACGAACGGAUCCCACUGCUCCUGAGCCGCAUGAAGGAGGCCGGGAAGGUCUUCCUCGCCACCAACAGCGACUACAGCUACACGGAUGCUAUCAUGACGUACUUGUUUGACUUCAAUCAAGAAGGAGAGGAGGGACCUGACCCUCGGCGCUCCUGGCGCUCCUAUUUCGACCUCAUUGUGGUGGAUACUCGCAAGCCACUGUUCUUCGCGGAGGGGACGGUCCUGCGCCAGGUCAACACCGACACGGGGAAUCUGCGGAUUGGGACCUACACGGGGCCCCUCCAGCACAGCACCGUCUACUCCGGAGGCUCCUCGGAUGUGGUGUGCGACCUUUUGGGGGUGAAGGGGAAAGACAUCCUCUACAUCGGGGACCACAUCUUUGGGGACAUCCUCAAGUCCAAGAAGCGGCAGGGAUGGAGGACCUUCCUGGUGGUGCCCGAACUGGCCAAGGAGCUCCACGUCUGGACUGAGAAGAGCGGUGAGGGAUGGGAAAUGGAUAACCGGCACAUGCCCUUGGGAAGGCUUCCUACUCAUGGCACCAAUCUUGUUGUUGGGAUUUAAAAAUGGAGAAAAGCA
Anolis sagrei ordinatus is the source of this 1325-nucleotide messenger RNA. The record is from RefSeq and is a predicted model, not a curated record. Lineage: Eukaryota; Metazoa; Chordata; Lepidosauria; Squamata; Anolidae.